Molecule: messenger RNA, 1200 nt
Organism: Telopea speciosissima
Lineage: Eukaryota; Viridiplantae; Streptophyta; Magnoliopsida; Proteales; Proteaceae
Product: helicase protein MOM1-like
Exons: 3
Coding region: 54-1175 (373 amino acids)
Biological process (GO): heterochromatin formation
Source: RefSeq, a predicted model, not a curated record
CAGCACCACCAGUUGAGGACCGUCCUGAGCCAUCUCUCUCUCUUCCACAAUCCAUGACCCCUUUGGUGCAGCACCUGCCUGUGGAAAGGCCCUCAGUUGGAAGCGGGGCGCUAGUGUCGGACACUAGUUUGGCCACUAUUCCAGAGUCAAGUAAUUGUCCAGAUUUUGUACAUUCAGUUGGAAGCAGCACGCAUGUAUCAGUUACUGGGGGUAUUGGGAUAGUUCCAGAAUCCAGCAACCGUCCACUACAACCAACUACUCUUCCAACCCAGAUGUGUCAGCCAUGGUCCAAUGACCCACUUCAACAUGAAAUGGAAAGAUUACAGAAAGAAAAGGAGCAGACCAUCAAAUUGCAUGGAGAACUGAAAUUGCGGCUUGAAGCUGAACGUGACAAGGAGAUAGAACAGAUACGUAGGAAGUAUGCUGCUUUGCUCCAGGAGGCUGAGGCUGUACUGGUGCAUAAGAGAAAGGCACUGGAUGCAAACUGCAACAAAGUUUUUAUGAAUAAGCUGUUGGCCGAUGCAUUCAGAUCCAAAUUCAGUGAGCCAAGGGCAACUGGGAUGCUGGGACAGCGGCAAGGGAUGCCUACUAGUUUCAUGCAGCAGUUAUUUCAGCUGUCUUUGCCGCAACAUGCUCAGAGGCCUGCCCCUGUGUCUGGUCCACCAGUGGCUCCCCCAUUGCAGGUGGUCCACCAAUCCUCUGCACUUUUCUCAAGUAAUCCGGUCAGACAAUCCAUCAGCCCUAUUGUUCCUCCGGCAGGGAACCUUCAAGUUGCUGGUGAACUACGGGCCCCAGCCCCUCACCUUCAGCCCUUCAGACAUUCCACAUCCAUGCCGGCACCCAAUAUCCAGCCUGUUCCUCACACCAUUCCCAGUCAGCAGGCACUCGGAAAUGCUGCUUCCACUUCUUCCAUGAUUCCUCAGCUUGCAUCUCGGGCACCUACCCUUUCAUCUGGGCCUUUUAGCAGGAGCCAGCAACAAGAAAGUGCAGUAGGGUUGGCGGGUUUCAGUAAUUCUUCUUUGUCUGCUCUGGAGCUGUUACAACCUCUCCCAGAUUUGGGUCUGACCGUGGGUGCAUUGGACCCAUCUGAACUCACCACGCAUUGUAGUUCACGAGGCACUGCAGCCCGAACUGAUCCAACAGCAGAUGUCGUUUGCAUUUCGGACGAUGAGUAAUCAAAGUGUGAUAAAAUUCUUUACG